Molecule: messenger RNA, 1224 nt
Organism: Angiostrongylus costaricensis
Lineage: Eukaryota; Metazoa; Nematoda; Chromadorea; Rhabditida; Metastrongylidae
Source: the annotation of a GenBank genome assembly
AUGGAUCGAUUGACUUGGUAUCAACCCGGCGAAAACCUGGAAGAUCUCCUCUGUCAGGCUGGCCAUGUUGGGAUUUACGAUGGCGACUUGAAACAUACCGCAUUCGAACAGGGAACUGCUUCACUAACUCUUCAUCGCAUAAUAUGGGCGGACUCAAGUGAUCCCGAUCGUCGUCUAAUUCUUCACCACUCGCUUGUAAAAUCUAUUGAGAAGCAUCACAAAUCGAUGUUCAGUCGUGGAGGAAAGAUUAUUGUUCGACUUGAGUCGGCACCACCGAACAAUGUCGGUCCUCAGAGGUCAAGUAGUUUCAACUAUAUUCGCCUUGUGUUUCGCGCCGGCGGUGAAGAUGAUUUCCAUAAGAAGUAUGAAGAAGCACUGAAGCGCAAGACUUGGCAGCGUUCCAGUUCAGGAUCGAGCUCUAGUGGAGUAAGUGGCCGUUAUUUUUUCAAUAACUGUUUCGCGAGGAUUGUUUGUUGUUUAAAAGUACAAUUGACUAGUCAAGGGAUACAAAUGCGUCCGGUGGGAAUCGCGGGUCUGGAAAAACGAUUAGUUGAGGUUCAUCAGCGAACAAAUGAAACUAUCAGCCAGGCAUUCGAAGAUAUGUCAAAGCUGAUGGAAAGCGCUCGAGAUAUGGUAGCAUUGUCAAAAAGUAUAGCUGAAAAACUUCGGUCUCGAAAGGGAGAGAUAACCGAGGACGAAACAGUCGCCUUCAAAUCGUACCUACUUUCUCUCGGGGUUUCCGAUCCGGUGACGAAGUCAGCGUAUGGAAAUGGGGCCGUCUACUUUGACAAACUUGGUGAAGAGCUUUGUACUGUUCUUCUUCAGCCGUUGAAGGAAUGUGGUGGAAUGAUGACUUUGCCCGAAGUUUACUGUAGAGUGAAUCGAGCUCGUGGUAUGGAACUGCUUUCGCCUGAGGAUCUGCUGAACGCUUGCCAAGCAUUGAAUAGACGGGUAGACUCACGAAUGGAGCUUCAUCGUUUUGCCACUGGAGUAAUAGUGUUACAGUUGAAAACGGCGUCAAUAGAGAGCAUGGUCGAAUCAACAGCUGAUUUCGUCAAGAUGAAUGGAAGUGCGACUGCUAAUGAAUUAGCUGCUAGUCGUGGUAUAACCGUCAUAUUGGCGAAAGAACGGCUUCUGGCAGCAGAAGAACAAGCAGUGCUCUGCCGUGAUGAUUCGAUGGAAGGUCUAAAGUUCUACCCUAAUCGAUUCCUUGUCGACGUUUAA